GCACCAUCCUGCCGCACUCUCCCUUUCAGCAGAGCCUGACAGGUCUUUAUCAGCCGGUGCCUUCUGCCACAGGGAAGCCACAGGAGGCUUAACAAGAGCAGAGACCUUCCUGCCACUUGCAAUAAGAAAACUAUCUAAAAUAAAGAUUACAGAAGGAUGAAUGGACGGUCUUUGGUUGGUGGCGCUGGUGACGCCCAUCCUGGUCCUCUUUGGACAGACCCAUUUGGAAAUAACGCUGGUGAGGCAGACCAUGAAGGCUUCGUUCAGCUAAGUUUGGCCCUGACCGAUGGGCAGCAAGAGCAGGAUUCAGAGGAAGAAGGGGCCAUGGAGGAUAACCCCACAAUGGUUAAACUGGAUCUGCCUGAAACCCAGGUCCCAUCACAUCGAAGGAGAAGAUGUAUUCCCAAGGCACUUGGCUAUGUCACUGGUGAUAUGAGAGAAUUUGCCAGAUGGCUCAAAGACAAACCUGUGGUGCUCCAGUUCGUUGACUGGGUUCUUCGGGGUAUAUCCCAAGUGGUGUUCGUCAGCAAUCCCAUCAGUGGGAUCCUGAUCGUGAUAGGACUACUGGUCCAGAACCCAUGGUGGGCUCUCAAUGGCUGUUUGGGAACAGUGAUCUCCACUCUGACAGCCCUCUUGCUCAGCCAGGACAGGUCGGCCAUAGCUGCUGGGCUCCACGGCUACAAUGCCAUAUUGUUGGGGAUACUCAUGGCUGUCUUUUCAGACAAGGGAGACUACUUCUGGUGGCUGUUACUGCCAGUGUCUGUUAUGUCCAUGACUUGCCCCAUUUUCUCAAGUGCGUUGAGUUCAGUAUUCAGCAAGUGGGAUCUCCCUGUCUUCACUCUCCCUUUCAACAUGGCGUUGUCAAUGUACCUUUUGGCCACAGGACACUACAAUCUCUUCUUUCCAAGUCAACUGAUCACACCUGUAAGCAAAGUCCCCAACAUCACCUGGUCUGACCUCAGUGCCGUGGAGCUAUUGAAAGCCCUGCCCGUAGGGGUUGGUCAGAUAUAUGGCUGUGAUAACCCAUGGACAGGGGGCAUCUUCCUGGUCGCCAUCCUGCUCUCCUCCCCAGUCAUGUGCCUGCACGCUGCGAUUGGGUCAUUGCUGGGGGUAGUAGCCGGACUCAGCCUUGCAGCUCCUUUCCAGGACAUCUACUCUGGACUCUGGGGUUUCAACAGCUCUCUGGCCUGCAUUGCCAUUGGAGGAAUGUUCAUAGCGCUCACGUGGCAGGCCCACCUCCUGGCUCUGGCCUGUGCCCUGUUCACCGCCUGUCUUGGAGGCACCUUAACAAACCUAAUGGCUAAUGUUGGAUUGCCAUCUUGUACCUGGCCUUUCUGUUUGGCCACACUACUGUUCCUUUUGGUGACCACAACAAACUCCAACAUCUACAGAAUGCCCCUCAGUAAAGUCACCUACUCUGAAGAGAACCGGGCCUUCUACCUACAAACCAAGAAACGCCUGCCUGACAGCCCUUUGUGAGAGCAGCCCCCCCUCGGCCAUGGUCUCAGCCAUUUCCGACAGGGCCCCAGCUGACUUCCAGGGGCUCAGCACACUUGCUCUUCGCCAGAAACAACUGUCAUGCAUACCCUCCUCUGUCUGUAUUUUUCCUUUUGCUUUUUGACUCCAGAAAUAUCCUUGAGCAUAUGAGCACCCCAGCCAGGUGAUGUGCUCUGGUAUGGAAUUUCAAAUCCCAGGAGGGAUCGAUGCUAAGACUGUAAUGUAUUUAUAAAGUCAAAAUGCUCCAACCAAAAGUAGUGAAAAUGGAGCUAAUCAUUGGUAUUUAUUGAUAUUCUUAGUGUAGAGUUGGCCAGAUGACGUUAACAGUAUUAAAAAUUGAACUUUAUUAACCAGCUAAACCUUAUGGAAUUCAUGGUCACAAAAGUGAAACUAACCCAGAGUUCUCUGAUACAAACCAUUUGGCUUUUUAAAAAUCCAUGCAAGUGACAUGUUGCCAUUUUGGUCAAUACUGCAGCAGUGCUGGGUGGCCUCUGGGUCUCCAGUUCCCCAGCAGAAUAACUUCCAUACUGCGGUGUGUGUGUGUGUGUGUGUGUGUGUGUGUGUGUGUGUGUGUUUCUCCUAUGGGAGAUGAUUGGGGUUUUUCCGGCUGACAGCUGUAGGAGGCAGAAAGGGGCUUUGUCUAUCAAAAUUAUUCUAUAUUGCCACUCUUCUCCAAAGUUGCAAAUAGUUUUUUCAACAAGUUUUAUUAUUUUUCUUAUAAGAAAAUAAUUUGUUUUCAGUGAGAUAAAAUAAGAAAAGUUCCUGGAUUAACCAGUCUUUGAACAGUAAAGAAAAUUUACAUAUUUAUGAAAAUAAUCAGCAUAAUAAUUUAUAAAAUACUCAGCACAUUUUUGCUUUAAUCCUUAAGUUAUUUUAUUAAAUAAAUAGAAUCAUCAUAAACUUCCACAGCCCUUUAAAGUCACAUUUUAACUUGUUGAGGAUGUCUUACAAAGAUUGGUCAUUAAAGUCAAAUUGCUUAUAGGUAUUAACUUUUGGAAGUUGUUAGAUUUCCUUUAUAUAAAUUUAUUAUUUUCUGUAUACUAAGAUUAUACUUUUACAGAAUCCUUUGGUGUUUGAACCACCAAAAGAAAUACAAGAAAAUAAUUGUCCUGUUUUUCUGCGACCACACCCUCUCACACUGCCUUCCCCACCACACCUUCUAUUCAGCAUUUUGGAGGCUCAAAAAAUGAAACUCUGAAAUAGCACAGUAAAUAAACCUAUAAAUUUUUGAGGGAGGAGUCUACUUCUUCCUCUUCUCAGGAAAGCAAAAACACAAACACUUUCAAUUUUUAAAAUCCUGCGACCAAAGCCUUUUGAAACCAUGAAAUUGCAAGUGUCACAGAUUUAUGGGUAUUCCUGUGGCAAAGAUGAAUUCUUGUUGUUUGAACUGAAACCUUCCCUAUUAGGGAAUGUGUAAAGUAAGAGUUGGGGGAAAGGGAAAAAAAGCAAGCUGGACCAAAGAUUCUCGGCUGCGAAGAAUCUGCAUGUAGCUAAGCGAAGCAGAGGCCUCAGACAUGGACCCAAACUGACCUGCAGAACCGAGCUCUGCUAUGUUUAUGGCGGCACCUUCCUCCAUGUGCUCACAUAGAUCCACAAGUAGGAAUAUUUUAAAACCUUGUACAGUGUCUUAUUUAAGUGAUAUUAAUUUUCUCAAGCUAUUUUUGUUACUAAGUAAAAAUCAAGUGAUAAUUCUUAGGAUCACUUGUAUGUUUUUUACUACUAUCUGUAAUAACAAAUUCCUGUGUAGUAUAUGAAUAAAUUAUGUUCCCAGA
Molecule: messenger RNA, 3269 nt
Organism: Octodon degus (degu)
Lineage: Eukaryota; Metazoa; Chordata; Mammalia; Rodentia; Octodontidae
Product: urea transporter 1
Exons: 11
Coding region: 157-1479 (440 amino acids)
Biological process (GO): urea transmembrane transport
Cellular component (GO): membrane
Molecular function (GO): urea transmembrane transporter activity
Source: RefSeq, a predicted model, not a curated record